GACACUGAGUCAUCUUCACUUGAAUCCCUUCUCUGCAACGACAAACCAGACCCUUCGUCCGUUCGUUGUUGUCGUCGCCGUCGGCCACAGCUCGCCAUCGCUCGAAUUUCUAUGCUCCUUUAGGCAUGACUUGAGGUGGUAGGUUAUUGUGAAGGUACCAGAGACAAGGUCAUUUGAGCAGACAUUUUACCACGACACUUGCAGUGUUUCCACAUCUUCAGAGAUGGCUGUCAUUGAUGAUGGUUUGAAGAAGCUCGAGUACCUUUCCUUAGUUUCCAAAGUCUGUUCAGAGCUGGAAUCUCAUCUAGGCUUUGGGGAUAAAGUUCUAGCUGAGUUCAUAACAGAGAUGGGACGAAACUGUGAGAGCGUGGAUGAAUUUGAUGCCAAAUUGAAGGAAAAUGGUGCCGAGAUGCCUGAUUACUUUGUCCGCACACUUCUCACUAUCAUUCACGCAAUUCUUCCUCCGAAGCCAAAAUCUGAGGAUGACUCAAUUAUAGGGAGUAAUACUCAAGGUAAGAAGACCAAGUUUAAGGCUUUGUCUAUUGCUGAUAACAGGGAUAGGAUAAAUGAUAUACAGAGGGAAAUUGAGAUGGAGACCAAGGAAAAGAAAAAUGUCCAAGAAGAGUGGGGUGAUGAGCAUGAACAAGAUAGGCGUAGAGGUAGAGAUAAGGAUAGAUAUGGGGAAAGAGAUGGAGACAGAGAUAGAGAUAGGGAUAGGAGACAAAGGGGCAGGGAGAGGUAUGACAGAGAUGAGAGGCGUAGAGAUACUCAUAAGGAUUAUCAUAAGGGAAGGCAUACAGACCGGUCUGAUAAGCACAGGAGGGAUGGGUAUGAGGAGGGUGAAAAUGUUAGACAAGAUGGAGGUAACAGGAGAGGAGGUGAGGAUCAGGGGAAAGGACUACAGAAUUCUGAUGAGCCUGAAUUGUAUCAGGUUUAUAAGGGUAGAAUAUCAAAAGUCAUGGACACUGGUUGCUUUGUUCAGUUCAAUGACUUCAGGGGGAAGGAGGGUUUGGUUCAUGUUUCACAGAUGGCAACUCGGCGGAUUAAUAGUGCUAAAGAUGUGGUGAAGAGGGAUCAAGAGGUCUAUGUUAAGGUGAUUUCAGUUUCUGGUCAGAAGUUGAGCCUUUCAAUGAGGGAUGUUGAUCAGCAUACUGGAAAGGAUUUGCUUCCAUUGAAGAAGAGGUCAGAGGGUGAUGCUCUUAGGACGAACCCAUCAGUAUCAAAGGAUGACGGGCCUGUGACACGUACUGGUCUUUCUGGGAUUAGAAUUGUGGAAGAGAACAAUGUUGUCCAUUCUCGCCGGCCAUUAAAGAGAAUGAGCUCACCGGAAAAGUGGGAAGCCAAACAGCUGAUUGCCUCAGGUGUUUUGGGUGUUACAGAAUAUCCAAUGUAUGAUGAGGAAACAGAGGGGAUGCUUUAUGAAGAAGAGGGAGCUGAAGAGGAACUUGAGAUUGAGCUAAAUGAGGACGAACCAGCCUUUUUGCAAGGGCAAAGCAGGUAUUCUGUAGAUAUGUCACCUGUGAAAAUCUUUAAGAAUCCAGAGGGGUCAUUAAGUCGUGCAGCUGCACUUCAAUCUGCCCUUAUUAAAGAGCGCAGAGAAGUGCGUGAGCAGCAGCAAAGAACCAUGUUGGAUUCAAUCCCAAAGGAUCUGAAUCGUCCUUGGGAAGAUCCAAUGCCAGAGACUGGAGAGAGGCACCUUGCACAGGAGCUUAGAGGUGUUGGUUUGUCAGCCUAUGACAUGCCUGAGUGGAAGAAGGAUGCUUUUGGGAAGACGGUCAGUUUUGGGCAGAGAUCAAAGCUCUCACUUCAGGAACAGAGGCAGAGCUUGCCCAUCUACAAGCUCAAGAAUGAAUUGGUUAAGGCCGUGCAUGACAAUCAAGUUCUUGUUGUCAUUGGUGAGACUGGUUCGGGCAAGACAACCCAGGUAACACAAUAUCUUGCAGAAGCGGGUUACACGACAAUGGGUAAGAUUGGGUGUACACAACCACGUAGGGUGGCUGCAACAUCUGUAGCCAAGAGAGUUGCUGAAGAAUUUGGUUGUCGUUUGGGGGAGGAAGUUGGCUAUGCUAUUCGUUUUGAGGAUUGCACUGGCCCUGAUACUGUCAUCAAGUACAUGACUGAUGGUAUGCUUCUUAGGGAAAUUUUGAUUGAUGAGAACCUUUCUCAGUACUCUGUGGUCAUGCUUGAUGAAGCUCAUGAGAGGACAAUCCAUACAGAUGUUCUUUUUGGAUUGUUAAAGAAACUUAUCAAGCGGAGAACAGACCUCCGUUUAAUUGUCACAUCUGCUACCUUGGAUGCUGAGAAGUUUUCAGGGUAUUUCUUUGACUGUAACAUCUUCACUAUACCGGGUAGAACUUUUCCUGUAGAGAUACUUUACACCAAGCAGCCAGAAAGUGAUUAUCUUGAUGCAUCUCUAAUCACUGUUCUACAGAUUCACUUGACAGAACCUGAAGGGGACAUCCUUCUCUUCUUGACAGGACAGGAAGAAAUUGAUUUCUCAUGUCAGUCACUUUUUGAGAGGAUGAAAGGUCUUGGUAAAAAUGUACCUGAGUUAAUUAUUUUACCGGUUUAUAGUGCCCUUCCUAGUGAAAUGCAGUCAAGGAUAUUUGAGGCAGCCCCACCUGGGAAGAGGAAAGUAGUUGUGGCUACAAAUAUUGCUGAGGCAUCACUAACCAUCGAUGGAAUAUUUUAUGUGAUUGAUCCUGGAUUUGCAAAGCAAAAUGUUUAUAACCCAAAGCAGGGGCUGGAUUCACUGGUCAUAACCCCAAUUUCACAAGCAUCAGCCAAACAAAGGGCUGGACGUGCUGGGCGUACUGGGCCCGGGAAAUGUUACCGCCUCUACACUGAGAGCGCAUACCGCAAUGAGAUGUCCCCUACUUCAGUUCCAGAAAUUCAGAGGAUAAAUCUUGGGUUAACAACGCUUACCAUGAAAGCAAUGGGAAUAAAUGAUCUGCUGUCUUUUGAUUUUAUGGAUCCUCCCUCACCCCAGGCACUCAUUUCUGCCAUGGAACAACUAUACAGUUUAGGAGCACUCGAUGAGGAGGGGCUUCUCACCAAACUGGGUAGGAAAAUGGCUGAGUUUCCUAUUGAUCCACCACUAUCUAAGAUGCUACUGGCCAGUGUGGACCUUGGAUGCAGUGAUGAAAUUUUGACCAUGAUUGCCAUGAUUCAGACGGGCAAUAUAUUUUACAGGCCUAGAGAGAAACAAGCCCAAGCUGAUCAGAAGAGAGCAAAGUUUUUCCAGCCAGAGGGAGACCAUCUGACUUUACUUGCAGUGUAUGAGGCUUGGAAAGCUAAGAACUUUUCUGGGCCAUGGUGUUUUGAGAAUUUCGUUCAGUCUCGAUCCCUUAGGAGGGCACAGGAUGUCAGGAAACAGCUUCUAAGCAUCAUGGACAAGUAUAAGCUGGACGUUGUGAGUGCUGGAAAGAAUUUCACUCAGAUUAGGAAGGCAAUAACGGCUGGAUUUUUCUUCCAUGGUGCUAGAAAGGACCCUCAGGAGGGGUAUAGGACUUUGGUGGAGAACCAGCCAGUUUAUAUUCAUCCAAGCAGUGCACUCUUCCAGAGACAACCAGAUUGGAUCAUCUACCACGAGUUGGUUAUGACUACGAAGGAGUAUAUGCGUGAGGUAACAGUCGUUGACCCCAAAUGGCUUGUGGAACUAGCGCCCAGGUUCUUUAAAGUGGCAGACCCUACUAAGAUGAGUAAGCGCAAGCGUCAAGAGCGUGUUGAACCGCUCUAUGACAGAUAUCAUGAACCGAACUCUUGGCGUCUUAGUAAACGACGUGCAUGAUUUGUGUUUUUUUUCAAGCCUGCUGUCAGCGUAAACUU
This is a messenger RNA of Argentina anserina (silverweed cinquefoil), 3828 nucleotides long. RefSeq names its product probable pre-mRNA-splicing factor ATP-dependent RNA helicase DEAH5. The record is from RefSeq and is a predicted model, not a curated record. Gene Ontology annotation, biological process: mRNA splicing, via spliceosome; spliceosomal complex disassembly. Bases 224 to 3790 code for a protein of 1188 amino acids. The transcript is spliced from 4 exons. Gene Ontology annotation, molecular function: ATP binding; RNA helicase activity; ATP hydrolysis activity. Lineage: Eukaryota; Viridiplantae; Streptophyta; Magnoliopsida; Rosales; Rosaceae. Gene Ontology annotation, cellular component: catalytic step 2 spliceosome; intracellular anatomical structure.